This is a messenger RNA of Aegilops tauschii subsp. strangulata, 2361 nucleotides long. RefSeq names its product probable lysophospholipase BODYGUARD 1. NCBI's taxonomy places the organism in Eukaryota, Viridiplantae, Streptophyta, Magnoliopsida, Poales, Poaceae. The record is from RefSeq and is a predicted model, not a curated record.
CCCACCACACCCUUUGCCCAGACGCCCACACAAAAAUACAAAGUGUAGUGGAAGGGAAGAAGAAGGUGAGGAGAGGAGAACCGGCCGCCUCCCCUCCGCUCCCACCGCGCUUAAAUGCGGUUUGUUUUGGUGGUUUUUCCGUAGGCGCGCUGCCCGUUUACUCUUACAAAAGCCUCGCCCGCCUCACUCCUCUGCUCCAGCCACAGCCAGCUACUCCCGGUAGCGCACCCACCCCGCCUGCCAGUGACAGCGCCCAGCGCCAGCGGCCGGCGCGCACGCACCGGGACGUGAGGGCGGUCCGUCGAGGCGGCAAUGCACAUUGCCACGUGCGUGUGGCAGGAGAAGGCGGCGGCCAUGGGCGCGGCGGCCGGGGGCAGGGCCGGCGAGUGCAGGGUGUCGCUCGUGGCGCUGCUCGCGGCGGCGGGGCGCGCGCUCAACUGCGUGGUGAGCUUUGUGGUGUUCUCCUUCCUCGACGUGCUGGACAUGGUGCUCUGCCUGGUGUACAAGGUGGUUGACUACGCCGUGGAGGCCGAGUGGAAGCCCUGCUACUGCUCCGCCGCGGCGCGCGAGGGCGGCGGCGGCGGCGGCGUAGCAGGCGGCGCAACGGGGGCGCAGGGGGCGCUGUCGUUCGUGGCCCCGCGGGCUGCGGCGGCGGCGGGGCCGAAGGUGGUGCGGCUGUCGUCGUCGUCGGCCAACAAGAUGCAGCUGGAGGACGUGUCGGACACGCUCUACGUGCGCGCCUCGCUGCUCUCGGACGCCACACGGAAGCCGGGCCCCAUCGCGCCGGCGCUGACCGUGAGCCCGGCCAUCGCCGAGCUCAUCCGGGGCAAGAUCGACCGCGCGCCACGCCCGCCGCGGCAGGCGCCCUGCUGGUCCGACUGCGACUGCAAGAUGUGCCACUCGUGGAGCACCGGCUCCCGCGCCUCCCACCUCUACGUGCACGUGCAGGCCCCGCCGCCGCCGCCGCCGGGGGCCGGCGAGCAGGAGGCAGUCAUCUUCAUCCACGGCUUCAUCUCCUCCUCCGUGUUCUGGACGGAGACGGUGUUCCCGGCGUUCAGCCCGGCGGCGCGCGGGCGGUACCGGAUGUUCGCCGUGGACCUGCUGGGGUUCGGGCGGAGCCCCAAGCCGGCCGACUCGCUGUACACGCUGCGGGAGCACCUGGAGAUGAUCGAGCGCUCCGUGCUCCAGCGCUACCGCCUCAAGUCCUUCCACGUCGUGGCGCACUCCCUCGGCUCCGUCCUCGCCCUCGCGCUCGCCGUCAAGUACCCCGGCGCCGUCAAGUCCCUCACGCUCCUCGCCCCGCCGUACUUCCCGGUGCCGGAGGAGGAGGCGGGGGCGGCGACGCAGUACGUGAUGCGGCGGGUGGCGCCGCGGCGGGUGUGGCCGCCGAUCGCGUUCGGGGCGUCGAUGGCGUGCUGGUACGAGCACGUGAGCCGGACCAUCUGCCUCACCAUCUGCAGGCACCACCGGGUCUGGAACAGGCUCUUCAGGAUCUUCACCAGAAACAAGAUGAGGACGUUCCUGAUCGAGGCGUUCAUGUGCCACACCCACAACGCGGCGUGGCACACCCUGCACAACAUCAUGUGCCUCAGCGCCAGCAAGAUGGGCGCCUACCUGGACGUGGUCGCCGGGCAGCUGAGCUGCAAGGUGGCCCUCUUCCACGGCCGCGACGACGAGCUGCUCCCCGUGGAGUGCACCCUCGCCGUCGGCGCCCGGGUGCCCCGGGCCCGCGUCACCGUCUACGACAACAAGGACCACAUCACCAUCGUCGUCGGCCAGGAGAAGCUCUUCGCCGCCGAGCUCGAGGCCAUCUGGCGGAGCGCCGCCCAGGACUAGCGCCUCUGCCUCUCUGCCUCUCUCUCGACCUCGUUCGCCAACCACCACAUGCAUGUACAACCCUAGUACUGCUACUACUACUUCAGCUACAGUGAUCAUCAGCCAGCAACAGUGCACAGGAGGAGGAGGAAGAGAGGAGGAGACUAAUGGCCCGUGAGAAAGAUUGCAAUAACGAUUACCCUGCAUGCGAGAGCAGAUGCAGCAGCAGCGGCCAGCCAGGCCUAGUAGGAGGAGGAUGGGACAUGGUAGAGCAACUCUGGCAUAUCCUCUCCAAGAACUAUAAAUACAUACAGCUGUAUCAUUUCCAUUUUCUUCUUCUUCUUCUUCGUUUUUUUUCUCUCUUUUCUCCCUGGUAAUUAAUUAAUUAAUGAUAAAGUGUACUUAUGAUUAAUUGUUUGAUUGGACCAGCUUGGCCAAUUGUCGUUGUCGUCGUCGUCAGCAGCCACACAACUGUAAUAUAAUACUGUAGUAUAUAUAUACUAUGAGAUGGAAUGGAAUGGACACUUUCAAGGCCGGAUUGAUUAA